CUGUUUCAACUUCCUCCCUACCCCAAACUUCUUCUUCCCUUCAACUAUAUAUAUACAUCAACAUUUACACAAGUUUAACAUCCAUAUAUACUAGCUAGCUUUGGUUUUCUUUUCACACCAUUUCCCUAGCCUAUAAUCCCCAACAUCCAUUAUCUAUAUAUACAUAUUUAUAUAUCCACUCAGGAUAUAUUACAUAACAUGUCACCUGGAAUGACAAUAUUUAGUGAAGAUAUCAAAAGGGACGAUGAUGAUAUAGAAAAUCAAUUUCUGAAAGGAGUGAAGCAGCUAGUUGAUAAUGGACUUCACAUGGUACCUAAAAAGUACAUACUUCCUCCUUCUGAACGUCCUGCUAAGAAUACCGAAGAUUCAAAUUUUGGCAAACAAAACCUACAGUUACCAAUCAUAGAUUUCUCUGAUUUGAUUGGUCCAAAUAGGCCCCAAGUUCUUCAAUCAUUGGCUAAUGCUUGUGAACGUUAUGGAUUUUUCCAGGUGGUAAACCAUGGAAUCUCAGAAGAUGUUAUCAACAACAUGAUGGAUGUGUGUGGAAAUUUUUUUGAUCUUCCAUUUGAGGAAAGAGGCAAGUACAUGACAUCUGAUAUGAGAGCAGCAGUUCGAUAUGGAACAAGCUUUAGUCAAACAAAAGACAAAGUGUUCUGUUGGAGAGAUUUCUUGAAACUCAUAUGCCAUCCUCUGCCUGAUUAUCUUCCCCAUUGGCCUGAUUCACCCGUGGACUUAAGGAAAGUGGCGGCUACCUACGCAGAAGAAACCAAACACUUAUUUCUAAGGUUAAUGGAAGCCAUAGUAGAGAGUUUAGGUAUAGUUGAAUCCAACAAAGAAGAAAAGGACAAUCUUAUCAAAGAAUUGGAAGAUGGAAGCCAGCUUAUGGCGGCAAAUUUUUAUCCACCAUGUCCUCAACCUGACCUAACCCUAGGCAUGCCCCCUCAUUCUGACUAUGGAUUCCUCACACUCCUUCUUCAAGAUGAGGUAGAGGGUUUGCAAGUCCAAUUCCAAGAACAAUGGUUCACGGUUCAACCUAUUAAUAAUACAUUCGUUGUUAAUGUUGGUGAUCACCUUGAGAUUUAUAGCAACGGGAAAUACAAGAGUGUGCUACAUAGGGUUCUGGUGAAUUCAAGUAAGCGUAGAAGAUCCAUUGCUUCAUUGCAUAGCAUUUCGUUCAACAGUACAGUGAGACCUUCACCUACACUCAUUGACAAAGCCAAUCCCAAACGUUAUGCAGACACCGAUUUUGAAACUUUUCUUGCCUACAUUUCAACCAACGAGACCAAGAGAAAGAGUUUUCUGGAGUCUAGGAAAUUGACUUCUAUCUUACUUGACUAAGAAAAGAAUGAACUAUUGAAGUCAAAGAAAGAAGGAAAAAUAAUUAUUAUUCAUAUAUAUUAAUUAAAGUGCCACAUAUUGCACACAAUAAUUGAUUAUUUACCUAGGGAAAAAUUUGUAGGUGCCUGUGCUUAUUUAAAAGAAAUUUUGAAUUUCAUUUUGCUCUCUAAUA
Messenger RNA from Medicago truncatula (barrel medic), 1510 nucleotides. Its product is annotated as probable 2-oxoglutarate-dependent dioxygenase SLC1. Lineage: Eukaryota; Viridiplantae; Streptophyta; Magnoliopsida; Fabales; Fabaceae. The record is from RefSeq and is a predicted model, not a curated record. The transcript has 5 exons. Bases 199 to 1338 code for a protein of 379 amino acids.